This is a messenger RNA of Cyprinus carpio (common carp), 2704 nucleotides long. Its product is annotated as arylsulfatase G-like. The transcript is spliced from 11 exons. The record is from RefSeq and is a predicted model, not a curated record. The coding region runs from base 14 to 1591 and encodes 525 amino acids. Lineage: Eukaryota; Metazoa; Chordata; Actinopteri; Cypriniformes; Cyprinidae. Gene Ontology annotation, molecular function: arylsulfatase activity.
AUAGCAUUUAAAAAUGGCACAGUUUGGAUUCUGUUUACUGCUUCUGUUCUUUGGACUGAUUCAUCACAUCAAAAGCCAUAUUAAAAAGGAAGACCAAACUGGGGUAAUGGAACGACCCAAUUUCAUCAUUAUCCUAGCCGAUGAUAUUGGAUGGGGUGACCUCUGGGUGAACCACACCAACAACUCCACACCAAAACCCUGGCUGGACUCAUUAAUGCUGAAGGGCAAGAGAUUCACAGACUUCCACUCUCCUGCCUCCACAUGCUCACCAUCACGUGCUACCCUCCUGACCGGCAGACAUGGGCUACGCAAUGGGGUCACUCAUAAUUUUGCAGUGGGGUCAGUCAGAGGACUGCCACUCAAUGAGACAACAUUUGCUCAGGUCCUGCAUGAUGCAGGUUAUUACACAGCCAUUAUUGGAAAAUGGCACCUUGGACACAAUGGUUCCUACAGUCCUGUUCAUAGAGGUUUUGACUAUUACUUCGGUAUUUGUUAUAGUAACGACAUGGGCAGCACUGACAAACCAGGUCUCGACCUUCCCAGCUGUCCUCCCUGUGUCCACAGUCAAUAUACAACAAGGAAGCAUGAAGAAUGCUACACUGAAGUGGCAUUACCUCUGUUUGAAAAUGAGACAAUAAUUGAACAGCCCUUGGACACAUGGAGCCUUAAAAACAGAUAUGCCUCAGCGGCAGUCAAGCAGAUAUUCACCACCAGCUUUUCUAAGAAGCAGCCGUUCCUACUGUAUGUGGCUCUUGCUCACAUGCAUGUCCCACUGUUCCAUAACUCCUUCCUAAAUGUUACGACACAAGACCCUUUCACAGCCAGCCUCAGUGACAUGGACUCUUUGGUGGGGACAAUCAUGCAGACGGUCAGCACUGAGCAGCUGGAAAACACAUUAAUAUGGUUCACUGGUGACAAUGGCCCAUGGGAACAGAAAUGCCAGUUUGCUGGGCAUGUUGGGCCUUUUGUUGGAAAGUGGCAGGCAAGCAGAGGUGGCGGCUCAGCCAAGAGAACCACAUGGGAAGGAGGUCAUAGAGUUCCCACAGUGGUCGCAUGGCCUAAGAAGAUCAAACCCAACAGCACCAGCAGAGCCCUGCUGAGUGGUCUGGACAUCUUUCCAACUAUCCUUUCCCUGGCUGGUGUAAAACCACCAUCAGAUCGACGUUAUGACGGCAAUGAUAUAACUGACAUUCUGCUCAACGACUCUGACACAGCGCAUAAGAGUCUCAUGCAUCCAAACAGCGGAGCUGCAGGACAAUUUGGUGACCUUCAAACCAUCAGACUAAAACAUCACAAGGCAUUUUACAUCACAGUUGGAUCAGUGACAUGCGGUGGAAGAAGUGGACAACAGCAGUAUCAGGACCCCCCUCUGAUAUUUGACCUCUCACAGGACGAGGCAGAGGAGACCCCUCUGAACCCUGAGAGUGAUGAGUACAGAUCUGUCCUGAAGGAAGUGGAGAGAGAGAGGGAGGCUCUGCUAUGGGACAUCGCCACAGAUAAGGUAUCAUUGGCCGACUACACUGUAAUUCCGGCUGCAGUCUCCUGCUGCCAGCCACACAACCCCACCUGCCGAUGUCACAGUUUAAAAUGAGGUCAGUCAGGCUCAGCCUUGAACUCAGCACUGUUUGUCAAUGGGUUAGAUCACAUCAACAUAUUAAAAGCACUGUUUUUUCCUACACUGGGAAGACCAUAGUUCAAAUAUUGAACGCAGUGUCCCAGAAAACCGCACUAGAUAUGUUGUUGAUUUGUGAUGCUAAGGCUGUGUAACAGGAAACUAUAGCUUCCAAGAUGUUGCAGUACAUUUCAAUUCUGCUUUUUCAUUAUGAGCUAGACCAGGGGCCAGUUGCAUAAACAUGGCCACUAUGUUAAGACUGUGUCUUAAGAAAUAGUUUAACCAACUAGCAGUUAGCCAAGAGGUAACCAGCCUUACUUUUCUGACUCAGAUUGGGCCAGUCUAACUUUUUGUAACUGACUUAAAAAAAAUUAUAGUCAAAAAAGAUGACUAAUUUUUUAAAUAUUAGUCUAAGCAGUUUAUGCAACUGGACCCAGGUGUUUUCAAACAGGGGCCUGUAAGGGGGUAAUUUCAAUCACUGAUCUUCAUAUUUCUAAAGAAAUCAUGAGAUUAAUAUCUGUUUUAUUCCUUUGACAGCUCUAUUUUUUAAUAUGAAAAAUCAGUUUUAUUCUGUUUUAAAGGGUUGUGCACCUCACAUUACUGUUAAAGUGGGUAUAAAAAUACAUUGUAACCAAAUACCAAGUAGUCUUUAGUACAAAGGAAAUAAAAAUGAUUUAUAAUAAUUAUUUAAUUUUUGGGAAAAAAAACAUGUUGUCUUUAUAAUUUUAUAGGUGGCUUUAUAUUUUGGAAGCAUAUAUUUUAAACAGUUAAAAUACAUGAUUGUAUGAGAUGCAAAUACAAAUAGAUGAAAAUAUAUUUAUAUAUCUUAUGAGUUUUAUAUAAAUGACAAAAUGGGGAAUAACUUUCACUUUCCCUAGUUUGAUACCAUGUCUCCAUCUUGUGGUAAUACUUCUGCCAUAACUGUAACUGCAUAACUUAUUAUUGGAUUGAUUAAGAAACUGACAUCAUUGUUUUGUUACUUACUAAAUAUAUUAACUUAUCACAUGACUGAUAAUCACCACCCAAAAAAUCUCACUCAUUAAUUAUAUUACCAGCAUUCCUGACAUGAAUCUAAAAAUGUUUCUGAAAUAA